This is a messenger RNA of Carassius auratus (goldfish), 590 nucleotides long. RefSeq names its product cytochrome c oxidase subunit 8B, mitochondrial-like. Gene Ontology annotation, cellular component: mitochondrion; respiratory chain complex IV. The transcript is spliced from 2 exons. Gene Ontology annotation, biological process: mitochondrial electron transport, cytochrome c to oxygen. NCBI's taxonomy places the organism in Eukaryota, Metazoa, Chordata, Actinopteri, Cypriniformes, Cyprinidae. The record is from RefSeq and is a predicted model, not a curated record. Bases 71 to 301 code for a protein of 76 amino acids.
AGUCUAGCCGCAUAUUCCGGUGUGCCGUACUUCUUCCUGGUUAUAACACAUUCGAUUUCAGAGCAUCAAAAUGUCUGGACUUCUGCGGGGAAUCGCUCGGAUCCGCACCGUUCCGGUUCUGCGGGGAUCAACCGUCACCCAGCGAGCCAAUAUUGUUACGCGCCCGGCCAAGGAUAAGUUUGGGCCCGCUGAGACAAUAAUUGGUCUGACCGUAUUUUCUUUUACCAUCCUGGGACCAUCUGGGUGGGUUCUGGCCAACCUGGAAAACUACAAAAAGAAGGGAACUGCUGAGUCUGAGUGAUCCACCGGUCAUGGACUGAAAGCAGUUUGUCUGGUUUUAUUGCUCUUAACAUCUUGGGACCACCAUCUCACAGACCUCCAGUUUACCUAAACACGGGAACCAUUUCUCUCCUUAGAACCACACUGCGACCUCUCCAUGCAACCGUUUACUUUCCUCCAAACACUCCGGUCUUUGUUAGACUGAGCUGUGUGCUUUUUUGUUACCAACUGUGUAAUAACAUGUAACUCAUUAUUAAUUUCUCCUUAACUGGAGCUGUUACAUUUAAAAUAAACACUUAUUUUAAUCUUAA